This is a messenger RNA of Pseudogymnoascus verrucosus, 1653 nucleotides long. RefSeq lists its product as uncharacterized. NCBI's taxonomy places the organism in Eukaryota, Fungi, Ascomycota, Leotiomycetes, Thelebolales, Thelebolaceae. Gene Ontology annotation, biological process: regulation of glucose metabolic process; protein phosphorylation. Gene Ontology annotation, cellular component: mitochondrion. The record is from RefSeq and is a predicted model, not a curated record. Gene Ontology annotation, molecular function: pyruvate dehydrogenase (acetyl-transferring) kinase activity. The coding region runs from base 230 to 1489 and encodes 419 amino acids. The transcript is spliced from 3 exons.
UGUUUAUAUUCGUUAUUACGUUCAUCCCCACGCCUUAAUCCUCUCUGCUUCCUUUUUAUUUAUUCCUUAUUUGCUUCUUCAUCCUCUAUAUAAACACCCGUUUACCCCGCAAUUACAUCUCGUGCCUUGUCACACGUCAGCCUGCCCUCGUCAUAAUCUCUCCAAUCUUCUCCGAUUUCAACAUCUCCAACUCCCAAGCAUCGUCAAUGCUUACGAUGAAGAAGAUACCAUGAAAGCUUCAACGCGGCUUUUGCAGACUGCAAGGCACUUUACGAAACACCAUGGCCCGCGGGUCCGUCUCCCAGGCUUCCCAGUCACGGCCGACGACCCCAUCACGAGCCUCGCCAGCAAGCCGUUACAUAGCUUCAGUCUAGCAGAUCUAGUCAGGCACGGCCGUCCUCCCCUCUCCACCGAAGCCCUCCUCGCCUCCGCCAACUUUACCCUCUCCCUCCUCCCCAUCCGCCUCGCGCACCGCAUCCAAGCCCUCCGCAACCUCCCCUACAUCGUCGUCUCCAACCCCAACAUCUCGCGCAUUUACGCAAACUACCAGCACUCCCUCUCCACGCUCCUCCCUUACACAAACACGCACAUCUCCUCCCUUGCCGAGGAAGUGAAAUUCACGGCUGUCCUCGCGGACCUCGUCGAUACCCACCGCGACACCAUUCCCACCCUCGCGCGCGGAUUCCUCGAAUGUCGCCGGUAUAUUAGUCCGGGCGACGUAACCCGCUUUCUGGACGAGCAUCUGAAAACCCGCAUCGGCACGCGACUCGUUGCUGAGCAGCACAUCGCGCUUCACCAUUCGUCGCAGGCGCAUGCAGGACCGCCAGGGCCAGAGAGCUACAUCGGCGUGAUCGACACAGAGCUGAAACCCGCGUCGAUAAUUAAUGCGUGCGGGCACUUUGUGUCUGAGAUCUGCGAGCUUAAGUACGGCGUGCGUCCGACGUGGAUUAUCGACGGGGAUCCGGAAACGAAGUUCGCGUACGUGCCUGUGCAUCUCGAGUACAUCGUCACCGAGCUCCUCAAGAAUGCGUUCCGCGCCACCGUCGAGUCAGGUAACUCAGCGCGCCCGAUCAUAAUCACCAUCGCUGCCGAGCCGCCGGAUGACGAUGACGCCACGGACACCAUGCUCGAUAACCGGCUUGCGGCGCUGCCGCUCGCGGCGGGUCCGCCGGGCGUGACGAUCAGGAUCCGUGAUGAGGGCGGGGGAAUUAGCCCCGCUGUUAUGCCGAGCGUGUGGUCCUAUAGCUUUACGACGUUUGAGGAUGGCGAUGAUAUUCCCGCUGGGGCGACGGGGACGGAGAGUGGGAUGGAUGCGCUGAAUGCGAUUGCGGCGGGGGGAGGGGUGAAUAGCAGCAUUGCUGGGCUGGGGUAUGGAUUGCCGCUUAGUAGGACUUAUGCGGAGUAUUUUGGGGGUGGGAUUGCGGUGCAGAGCUUGUAUGGGUGGGGAUGUGAUGUUUAUCUGAGGCUUAAGGGUAUUGGAAAGUUAUAGGUUCGGUGCAUGGCGGAGUUAGCAUGAGUUAUCCGCAUGGCGUUUUGGACAUUAGGUUACUAUAGCGGUUGAAUAGGGGGGAGGGAGGCUAGGAACCAAAUUGUAUAUAACAGUGUCUAUAGAUGACAUACGUGCUUAUAGCAGCUAUAACACAACUAAGGGGU